AUGGCCAGUCCCGAAGGCAGUGUGACUGUUUCCAACGUCUCAGAUGUUGAAGAAAAUAAUCAAGGACGUGACAACAGCACCGAAGAUGAAAGACUUGUUAAAUCAAGACCCAGGAAUAAUUUUCCGUCUUAUUCAAACGAAAGUGUUGACGUCAGAUUCAGGGGCAUCAGCUCCAGCAGAAAUGACACUGUGUUUGACAAUUUAAUUGAAAAUGUGUCAACCCGUCAAUUCAAUCGACUGAACAAUGCGGAAUUCGAACCAGGAGCGACCAAUUUCUUAUCUGCGAAUUACGAGAGCUUAGAUUACGACACGUGUGAAAAUAGUUUGCUGCAAGAUGAAGAAAGAAAAAAAGGCUACAAGUUUGUAGUAAAGAAAAAUUUUGCAAGGUGGUUUAUAUUUUUGCUGAUUGGAAUUCUGACAGCUUCCAUAGCUUGCUUUGUCGAUAUUUCUAUUGAAGAAUUAUCGAAUUUAAAGUAUGGAGUCUUGAAAAACUAUGUUGAUAGUUGUAUAUCGCAAAACUGCCUAUGGAUGCCAUACCUCAUCUGGUUGGUGAUAAACACUGUGAUAGUUUUAAUUGGCUCCCUCCUGGUGACUUACGUUGAACCAGUAGCAGCUGGCAGCGGAAUUCCGCAGGUAAAAUGCUACCUAAACGGCGUCAAAGUCCCCAGAGUUGUCAGGAUAAAAACGCUGGCUGUAAAAUCCCUCGGAGUGAUCAGUACCGUGGUUGGAGGGCUUGCUGGUGGAAAGGAGGGUCCAAUGAUCCACUCGGGAGCAGUUGUAGCCGCUGGAAUUUCCCAAGGCAAGAGCACGACCUUUAGAAAGGACUUUAAAGUCUUCCAGUACUUUCGGGAAGAUCAUGAGAAGAGAGAUUUUGUAGCUGGCGGAGCUGCAGCUGGAGUUUCUGCAGCUUUUGGAGCUCCCAUUGGUGGAGUUUUGUUCAGUAUUGAAGAAGGAACUAGUUUCUUCAACCAAAGUCUAACAUGGCGAACCUUUUUCGCCAGCAUGAUAUCUACUUUUACUUUAAAUAUCAUCCUCAGCGCUUAUCACGGUCAUCCUGGAGAACUCUCGUACCCAGGACUGCUCAAUUUAGGAAAAUUUGAAACUAUAACCUACCAAGUUUAUGAAAUUCCAUUAUUUAUGAUCGUCGGAGUCUUCGGAGGGCUUAAUGGCGCAUUUUGGAAUUAUAUUAACUACAAAAUAACUGUGUUGAGGCAGAAGUACAUUCGCAGGAGAUGGCUAAAGGUUGUGGAAGCCAUUUCAGUUUCUGUUCUAGCUGCUACGGUCGGCUCGCUGAUGAUUUAUUUUCUAAAUGACUGCAAGCCUUUAGGGAAAGACCCAACUAAGUACCCAGUCCAGAUGUACUGCAAGGAAGGAGAGUACAGUGCUGUUGCUGCUCUUUGGUUUCAAACUCCUGAAAGCACUGUACGGUCUCUGUUUCAUGAUCCCAUAGGCUCGCACAAUGACGAAACUCUCGCUAUGUUUGUGUUCCUCUACUUUAUUUUAGCUGUUCUAACCUUUGGCCUUUCAAUGUCUGCUGGUCUGUUCAUACCUCACCUGCUAAUUGGAUCCGCUUGGGGCAGAUUAAUGGGAUCUGGACUUACUAAACUAUUCCCUGCCUCUGGAUUAUUUGAGCCUGGAAAAUACGCGCUACUUGGAGCUGCUAGUCAGCUGGGAGGCGUUGUCAGGAUGACAAUAAGUCUAACUGCAAUUUUAAUAGAAGCUACUCAGGGAAUUUCGUUUGGUCUCCCAGUUAUUAUUGUAUUAAUGAUGGCCAAGUGGGUUGGAGACUUCUUUACAGAGGGCAUAUACGACAUACACACACAAAUGGCUGGUGUGCCAUUACUUCCGUGGGAAGCACCGGCUUUAUCUAACAACAUUUACGUCAGCGAGAUAAUGAGUCACCCUGUUGUUACUUUAAAAACAACUGAAAAUGUUGGGCAUAUUGUUGCUUUGUUAAAAUGCAACAAAGUAUUCAACGAGUACUGCGAGUUUUGGGAGACGGAUUUUUCAUUAAAAAUAUUCCGCGAUGCAUAUCCAAGAUACCCGAGCAUUGAAGAAGUAAACAUCACAGAGGAAGAAAAGACAUACUCAAUAGAUUUAAGACCUUUUAUGAACCCCUCGCCUUACACUCUUCAACACUCGACAACUCUUCCAAGAGCAUUUAGACUAUUCCGUGGACUGGGACUAAGACACUUGCCCGUGGUGAACGACGAGCACGAGGUAAUUGGGAUGAUCACCCGAAAAGACGUCGCCAGAUACCGGAUUUGGAGGCACCAAGGCCGAAUGGGUCUUGACGAGCUCCGAAUCACCGAUAAAAUAUGA
Messenger RNA from Cotesia congregata, 2322 nucleotides. Lineage: Eukaryota; Metazoa; Arthropoda; Insecta; Hymenoptera; Braconidae. The record is from the annotation of a GenBank genome assembly.